Molecule: messenger RNA, 2706 nt
Organism: Gossypium arboreum
Lineage: Eukaryota; Viridiplantae; Streptophyta; Magnoliopsida; Malvales; Malvaceae
Product: probable inositol transporter 2
Exons: 6
Coding region: 275-2014 (579 amino acids)
Biological process (GO): transmembrane transport
Cellular component (GO): membrane
Molecular function (GO): myo-inositol:proton symporter activity
Source: RefSeq, a predicted model, not a curated record
CCAAAUGAUAAAGAUUUAAGGCUUACGAACUUAAGCAAGCAUACGACAAAGUCGGUCGUGUAUUGACUUCUGCUGGAUAAUCCCAAUUUAUAAUCCUCCCACCUCCCAUUUUUCCUUCAUUUUCUCUCUAUUUUCUAGGAAAGCACACACAGAAAGAACUUCACUCUUUGAGUCUUCUUCUGUUCUCUAUAUCCUUAUGUAAACAUUUUUCCAUCUUGGUCCGUUUGGAGAAGUAGAAUAUUAAUUUAUACAGCAAAAAAAAAAAAAAAACACUAUGGAAGGAGUGGUACAUACAGGCACUGAUGCCUCAGCUUUCAAGGAAUGUUUCUCUCUGACAUGGAAAAAUCCUUAUGUUCUUCGCCUUGCUUUCUCUGCUGGGAUUGGUGGACUUCUUUUCGGCUAUGACACUGGCGUGAUAUCAGGUGCUUUGCUUUACAUCAGAGAUGAUUUCAAGUCUGUGGAUCGACAAACUGUUUUACAGGAAAGUAUAGUGAGUAUGGCAGUUGCCGGAGCCAUAAUAGGAGCUGCGAUCGGAGGGUGGAUGAAUGAUCGGUUCGGAAGGAGAACUGCAAUCCUUAUUGCUGAUUUCCUGUUUUUUAUUGGAGCUGUGGUAAUGGCUUCUGCCCCUAACCCUUCUCUGCUUAUCGUAGGCCGAGUUUUUGUGGGACUUGGCGUUGGAAUGGCAUCAAUGACAUCUCCUCUUUAUAUUUCCGAAGCAUCCCCUGCGAAAAUCCGUGGUGCCCUUGUUAGUACCAAUGGAUUUCUUAUCACCGGUGGCCAGUUCCUCUCUUACCUCAUCAACUUGGCUUUUACUAAUGCACCAGGGACGUGGAGGUGGAUGCUCGGGGUUGCAGGUCUUCCAGCACUUUUGCAGUUCAUUCUCAUGUUGCUUCUUCCAGAGUCACCCCGUUGGCUAUUCCGCAAGGGAAGAGAAGAAGAAGCCAAAGUGAUAUUGAGGAAAAUUUACUCAGCUGAUGAUGUUGAAAAAGAAAUUCAAGAUUUGAAAGAAUCGGUUGAGGCUGAAAUCAGGGAAGAAGGGUCUGCAAAAAUAAACAUGAUGAAACUGUUGAAAACCAAAACAGUGAGGAGAGGGCUCAUAGCUGGUGUUGGUCUCCAAGUUUUCCAACAAUUUGUUGGCAUAAACACAGUCAUGUAUUACAGUCCCACCAUUGUUCAAUUAGCUGGUUUUGCCUCUAACAAAACAGCACUUCUCCUUUCCCUAGUCACCGCCGGCCUCAACGCCUUAGGCUCCAUUGUAAGUAUAUACUUCAUUGACAGGACUGGGAGGAAGAAGCUGCUACUGAUCAGUUUGUUUGGAGUAGCAAUUUCACUUGGUCUUCUAGCAGGAGUUUUCCAUGAGACCACAUCCCACUCUCCAAUGGUUAGCCGGAUUCAAACAUCUCACUUUUCAAAUUAUACAUGUCCUGAUUACAGUUCAGCUACAAACCCUGGUGCUUGGGAUUGCAUGAAGUGUUUGAAGGCUUCAUCUCCAGAUUGUGGAUUCUGUGCUUCACCAACAGACAAGCUACUGCCAGGAGCAUGUCUGCUCUCAAAUGACACAGUUAAGGAUCUCUGUCAUGAUGAAAGUAGGCUAUGGUACACAAGGGGAUGUCCGAGCAAAUAUGGAUGGCUUGCACUGGUCGGUCUAGCUCUCUACAUCAUAUUCUUCUCCCCAGGAAUGGGGACUGCACCAUGGAUUGUCAACUCAGAGAUUUAUCCCCUCAGGUUCAGAGGUGUAUGUGGUGGGAUUGCUGCAACUGCUAACUGGAUCUCGAAUCUCAUCGUGGCUCAGUCAUUUUUAUCGCUUACGGAAGCAAUAGGGACUUCUUGGACAUUCCUAAUAUUUGGAGUCAUCUCUGUGGUAGGCUUACUCUUUGUAAUUGUCUAUGUGCCAGAAACAAAGGGGCUGCCUAUUGAGGAGAUUGAGAAGAUGUUGGAAACUAGAAGUUUGCACUUCAGGUUCUGGGAGAAAAGUCAGAAACCACUACAUUCAGCAAUAGUGGAAUUAAUUUGAUAAUGAAAUCUGCUUUUGCUUUCUCUACAAUCUCCAUUCUCUAUGGAAAACAAAGAUGAAAAAAAAAAAAAUCCUAAUUUCAGUGUUGUGCAGUCUCCAUGCAUGAUCAUGAAUACAUCUGAAUGCUUGGACAAUGAAGGAUUCAUGCCUCAGGCAAUGUGUUCUGCCAAAGUUAAGAUCUUGACAUGCUUUUUCUGCCUCAGCUCAUGAGGAACUGGCCCAAAUACUCUGGUCCCUAUUGGCUGUCCUUGCUUGUCAACAAGAACAACUGCAUUAUCAUCAAACUUGACCUCACUCCCAUCGCAACGACCUCUCUGCAUGGCGGCACGUACAACCACACCGUAUACCACCUUCCCUUUCUUCACCUUUCCAUUAGGCAUGGCUUCUUUUACAGAUGCAAUUAUGGUGUCUCCCAAUCUUGCCCCUUUCUUCCCCUUUAAAGCUUGUAUGCACAUCACCUUCUUCGCCCCGGAGUUGUCCACUACUUUAAGAACAGUUCUCAUCUGAAUAAAAGUCCUUUGUUGCUGCAGGGUAUAAAGAAAAUACAGAGAUUACCUAUAGAAUAUGAUAUAUCACAAAGGCAAACAUCAUAAAGCCAUGCCAGGAUUGUUGAACAUACACCACGUACUGUAUAAAAUCCAACAAAAUACAGGGAAAGUUCAUUGCAGACUUGAUGUCGUUUUAAUUGUCAA